Messenger RNA from Dermacentor albipictus, 1933 nucleotides. RefSeq lists its product as uncharacterized. NCBI's taxonomy places the organism in Eukaryota, Metazoa, Arthropoda, Arachnida, Ixodida, Ixodidae. Gene Ontology annotation, molecular function: zinc ion binding. The record is from RefSeq and is a predicted model, not a curated record.
GACCUUUUUCACGAUGGGAGAGCGCCUCUAGCGGCGAGAGCCGAAAGCAAAUACGGUGGCUCUCGGUUGACGCGGCGGCAUGACACUCUUUGUUGCUUUGCGUUGUGCUGUGACUGCUGCUGUUUAAAGUUUCCACAGUACGCUUGCAUCGUCACCGCUGAUUUUCGCAACCGCCUGUCGACUCUUGCGAAGCUUUCUUCGACAUGUUUUCUAUUGAAGACUUCAAGAAACUUCACGACUCCGGCGGUCAGUGGAGCUGCGAUUUGGAGUUGGUGCCGCCAGUGACUGACAACAUGAUCGACAGCCAUUUCGGCGAGUCGCACCGGCAGCUGCAUAAAGGCUGGAUGUUCAAGGAGGAAAGGUACAUUCGCCGGAUCGAGUAUUUGAUGUGCGGACAACCAACAGGGACCGAACUUGUGUUGCGCAGCAUAUGUUUGUGCUCGAUGAAAGCUGGCCACUACAAGCAAGUCGUAGCGCUUGCUAAAGGCGGAGCAGGGGCCGUCGUCCAAGCAUACUGCGAUUGCGUUGCUGGUCAAAGCCAAAGGUGCCAGCAUAUAGCUGCAUUGCUGUUUGCCAUACGAAGUAUCCAGAGGCCGUCUUGUACGAGUGUCCCGUGCAGAUGGAUGGCACCAACACAAGGACAAAACCAUUUGCUGACCAAACCCUUGGUGGACAUCACAUUUAAGAAACAUGUGAUUAACAAGACGGUGCCCGUUAAGGCUAAGCGACAACUUCCUCCUCAUUUGAGAACAGCUGGGCAGGCUGGGCUGUUGAAGUUCAGGAGUGCGAUUGCAACACAUGCACCUGAGCUGGUGUGGAACCGUUACACAGAGAGGCCAGCACCAGUGAGAAAUGCGAGCCCCAUCAACGACACAGAGGACAUGAAUUCGCAGAAGUGCCUCACAUUGAUCGAUGAAUAUUUCAAGGAGCAGGUGUCGCUCACAGCUACCGAGAGGGCAGAUAUCUGUGCAAAGACUGUAGGCCAGGAUAAGAACCCUCUAUGGUUCACAGAAAGAACCGGGAAGCUAACUGCUUCAAAGUUCCGCAGAAUACUGCACUGCCUGAAGCCAGAAGGGCUUGUUAAAGAAAUACUUUAUCCUCGCAAAGAAAUAAUGAAGAGUGGUGACCCCAGGCUCUACGGAAUACAAAAUGAAGCAAAAGCAGUUCAAAAAUAUCUAGAAUUCAUGCAGCUAUAUGACAAAAAUAUAGAUGUCCUGGAAACAGGAUUACAUAUUCAUGAAUUGCAUUCUUUCAUCGCCGCAUCGCCCGAUCGCCUGGUGAGAGAUGGCAGUGAGGAUGGCCUUCUAGAAGUGAAGUGCCCCGCUUCGAAAGCUGGCCAAAGAGUUGUCGACGCCUGCGCUGACAAAGGUUUUUACUUGGCAGUAACUAAUGGUGAGGUCACCCUGAAGAAAGACCAUUAUUAUUACUACCAAGUACAAGGACAGAUGGGAGUCGCGAAGAAGCCAUGGUGCGACUUUGUAGUCUUCACAGAUCAUGCUGACCUGCAAGACUGCAUAUCAGUGGAACGUAUAUAUUUUGACGCAGAAAUUUGGAAAGACAUACUUCAGGGCCUGGUGUACUUCUAUAAGGCUGCUAUUAUUCCAGAACUCAUGACACGACGUAUCCGACGCCUUGGAUUUCUUUACACUACAGGUGCAGGCUACGUGUCCUUCAAAAAGUAUGCUGUGGGGUUUUAUCUAGUUGACCAUUGUGAUGAGGACCAUCUGAAGAUGACUAUCAGAAGGCUGACACACACAUAGUGCGUUCCUUUGCAUCAUAAAACUUUAGUGCAUGAUGACACCUUUUAGGUGCUCCGAAACAGCAUGGCUCACCCGCUGCUGCUGUUUGUGCAGGUUGGUUCCCCAUCCACAGACUGCUGUUACCAUAGUGACAAUAGAUUUUUAGUUGUCCUGCCGUGCCCUGGUAGGCUUCA